UUAAAAUCAUCUUGUAUAUCACCAGUAGAGUGUUUAGCACACACCCUGGAAAACAGUAACAUGAAAAUUUCUUGCCAUGGAAAUAAGGGAUGAGGUUUGGAGUAGGGAAAAGUUAAGAUAACGUCUCAUGACUCUCCUUCCUACCAGAUGUGUGCACUGCACGAAUAAAAAGAAAAAGUAUUUGUUUACUUUACAUUGCUUUCUGAAAGAAAAAUAAAACCCUUUUUAAAAUACUGUAAUCAAAUGAAUUUUGUAGUCAAGGACUAUCCAAAGCCCUGAGGGGGACCCAUCGCUAGUCUGUGUGAUACAAUAAAUCCACCAAAUGAAACAUUUCAUUGAAAUAUGCAGUUUUUAUGAAGAAACAAGCACCCCCUAGAACCAAAGACUGAUCCUGCUGAGGCUUUAGACAUGUGGUAUAUGUGUGUGCACCUCUGUAGGUCUAAUUUUCUUUCUUUCUAUAGAGUCAAGUGACCUAGUCGCAUUUGGUUGAGUUUCAACCACAAAACAUCACUGUGUGCUUUUUUUUUUUUUUUUUUUUUUUUUUUUUCAAGAUACACGUCACAACACACCAAGAAAGGGGGAACUUCCAGUGUCUGUGGUAACAUCACUUGAUAAACAGACUCGUUUGAACGGCAAGGGCCUGUUAGCCGUCACUAUAUAAAGCAGCAGAGCCGUGGACUAGCAGAUACUUGCCUUCUGAGGACCAUGCGAGCAGCAGCCAUCUCCACGCCAAGGUUAGACAAAAUGCCAGGCGUGUUCCUCUCUGCUAAUCCAAAGGAACUGAAAGGAACUGAUCAUUCGCUUCUAGACGACAAAACGCAAAAAAGGAGGCCAAAGACUUUUGGAAUGGAUGUGAAAGCAUACCUGAGAUCUAUGAUCCCCCAUCUGGAAUCUGGAAUGAAACCUUCCAAGUCCAAGGACCUACUCUCUGCUGAGGAAGUGAAGCAGUGGUCUGAAUCUCUGGAAAAACUUCUUGCCAACCAAACUGGUCAAGACGUCUUUGGGAAUUUCCUGAAGUCUGAGUUCAGUGAGGAGAAUAUUGAAUUCUGGCUGGCUUGUGAAGACUAUAAAAAAACAGAGUCUGAUCUUUUGCAUCGCAAAGCGGAGAAAAUCUAUAAAGCAUUUGUGCAGUCAGAUGCUGCCAAACAAAUCAAUAUUGACUUUCACACUCGAGAAUCUACAGCCAAGAAGAUUAAAGCACCAACACCCACGUGUUUUGAUGAAGCCCAAAAAAUCAUAUAUACUCUUAUGGAAAAGGACUCCUAUCCCAGGUUCCUCAAAUCAAAUAUAUACUUAAAUCUUCUGAAUGACCUUCAGGCUAAUAGUCUAAAGUGACUGGUGCCGGCUGGAGGGAAUUAAAGAUGGUAUCAAGUACAGAAGGAAUGUACCAGGAUGGCUCCCUGGGGGAACACCUUGGCCUUUUUGGAUGAUUCACAGAUCCACGGGAAGAACCCAUGACUCAGGACAGAUUAACAUGGAAGUUAUCCAGGCUCAGGGCUGAAGAAGCGUGAGAUGAAAAUUUAGCGAUGGUAGAAGGAAGGAGAUACUGUGGUACUGUCAUAAAAUACUGUGGACCUACGUAUUAGAACAUCCCUCAGAACUGAGAAGGCCGGGUAAUGCUUGCUACGCAGAGACUGUGAAUAAGGGUUUUGAAACUGGUGAAACAUGCUAUAAGCUUCAAGGUCAACUGACAUUUAUGCUGCAUAUUGUUAUACAGAGGUUGUAUUGAGCUGCUGAAAUCUCUUUUACUUGGAUGACUAUUUGAGAAGUAUGUGUUUCAAAAUCACCAUUUCUGUUAUUGACACAGUUUUUCAGUGUUGGUUUGUUUGUUUGAGUGUUUUGGGAUUGAAAGAGAUGAGGAGAACAAUGUAUUUAACUUAAGCUAUUGCCUUAAAGUUGGGAAGUCAGAAUAUAUGUGUAAAUUAAAUUAUCACAGUGUCAAUACUAAAUGUGAGUUUUGUCUUAAAAACAAAGAAGCAAUUUCUGUUUGCAUUUCCCUGCCAUCUUUAAAAACUGGCAUUUAUUGUUCAGAUUUAACAAAAAUGUAAGCAAGGGUCUUCUACUUUCUAUCACCUCUUCAGCAUCUGAAACUAUCAUCCACUUAAUCUUACAUUUUAUGUAUUAUGUGUAUGUAUUAGACAAAAUUCAUUAGUUUUCUCUCUGCUAUCACAAUGUAUAAAGAUCAAACAGAAUAUGCUCUCAUGUAGUCAAGCUUCAAACUGAUGAGAAAUUGAAGAAGUCUUUUAAAGAGGGAUAGAAAUUUUAUUUCAAGAAGUCAUCUAAUUAACAACUCAUAAUUUAUUGUGAUUUAAAGUUUAUAAAAGCCAGAUGUAUUUUCUCAUUUAAUGUUCAUAGCAAUCCUAUGAAAAGCUGAGACUAGCAGGAUUAAAUCACUACUUCCCAAAUUUAGCUAUCAAAACUACCUAGAAAGUUAAACAAAAUACCAAUUUGGGGGCCCUAUCCCAGACUGACUGAAUCAGAAGCCCCAAGGGACAGAGUAUGAGAAUCCAUAUUUUAAGAGUAAAUUCCAGGCGAUUCAAGAUGGCCUGGUUAUCCAGGGGUGGAAAUCCUGGGGUUCAGAGACAGUCCCACUGCCAGGGGUUACACAUGCAUUUUCUCUCCGCGCCAUCUGUGCCGCCUCCACUGUGCAACACUGCCCCCCAAUGACCAGAAGACAUUUCCUAAACCCUCAAGUCCUAGGCGUUACCUAAGCAGGAACGUAAGACUGCUCUGGAGGAUCAUCUACAGAAGGGUAAUCGAGACGGUGCAUAGUCCAGCAUAGCCUAUACAGCUGUAUCUUCCCGUGCUCCCGUGUCCCAUAUAUUACGGAAUAGUCAGCCACCGCAGGGUAAUA
Molecule: messenger RNA, 2854 nt
Organism: Physeter macrocephalus (sperm whale)
Lineage: Eukaryota; Metazoa; Chordata; Mammalia; Artiodactyla; Physeteridae
Gene: RGS1
Product: regulator of G protein signaling 1
Exons: 5
Coding region: 706-1335 (209 amino acids)
Source: RefSeq, a predicted model, not a curated record